CUUCUCGCCAGGACGGUUCCUAUUUCAGUUCGAUAAAUUUAGGCCGCAUCAUCAGCAGCAGGCCUAAUCCCCUCCACCCACGCAUCCAAUGGGUCGCAAACUCGGCCUCUUCCGGGCCAUAUACCUGGUCUCGGCCAGCUGCAUGGGCUCAUUCGCCUUUGCCUUCGACACCGGAGUCAUCAGCGGCGUCCUCACCCUCCCCUCCUUCCAACAUGACUUCCGGUACAGCUCGUCGCAAAAAACGACCGUCAACUCCAACGCCGUCUCCAUCCUGCAAGCCGGCGCCUUCUUCGGCUGCUUCCUCACCACGCCCAUCGCCUCGCACCUCGGCCGCCGGAUGGGCCUAAUCCUCUCCUCACUAGUCUUCAGCAUCGGCACGAUCCUCCAGAUCCUCAACACCCACACCCUGGCCACCUUCUACGCCGGCCGGGUCAUCUCCGGCGUGGGCAUCGGUGCCGCAACGGUGCUCAUCCCCGUCUACGCCGCCGAAAUGUCGCCCACCGACCUCCGCGGCCGGCUGGGCGCCUGCUUCCAGCUCUUCUUCGCCAUCGGCGUCAUGGUCGCUUACUGGGUGACCUUUGCCGUCAGCGCCGACCAACCCUCCUCCACGAAACAAUGGCAGAUCGCCCUCGGCCUGCAACUGCUGCCCUCCUCCCUCCUGCUCUUCGGCAUGUGCACCGUCAAAGAAAGCGCCCGCUGGCUCGCCUCCAAGGGCGAGACCUCCCGCGCCCGAGCCUCCCUCAAAUGGAUCCGCGGCGGCGAGGACUCCCCCGCGCUGGAUCGCGAGUUCGCCGAAAUCCUCGACGGGAUCGCCCACGAAGCCCGUCUCAAGGAGGGCUUCACCUUCCGCGAACUGCUUCUCCCGGCGAACCGCUUCCGCCUGUUCAUCGCGUUCACCAUCCAGCUCGCCGCCCAGCUGACCGGAAACACCUCCCUCGCGUACUACGCCACGCAGAUCUUUGCGGCCGUCGGCGCCGGCAGCUCCAGCAAACUGGUCACCGGGUUCUUCGGCGUCGUGAAAGUCGUCGGCGUCAGCAUAUUCCAGAUCUUCGUCAUGGAUCGCAUCGGCCGCCGCUGGCCGUUCAUGGUUGGCGCCGCGGCAAUGGGCUCCUUCAUGCUCAUCAUCGCCUGCAUCCUCGCUACCCACCCCACCAACCCCCACGCAAACGGCGGGGUUACUGCCUCCGGCAUCGCCAUGAUCAUCAUGACCUAUGCCGAAGCCUUCAGCUUCAAUAUGUCCUGGGGCCCGCUGCCCUGGCUGUACGUCGGGGAGAUCUUCUCCAGCCGCACCCGCGAGAUCGGGGUCACCGUGGGCGCGGCCUCCCAGUGGCUGUUCAACUUCAUGAUGUCCCAGGUCACGCCCCACGCUAUUGAAAAUAUCGGCUGGCGGAUGUUUCUCAUGUUUGCCAUUUUUAAUUAUGCCGUGGUGGGGUAUUCGUAUGUGUUUUUAAAGGAGACAUCAAGAUACUCCCUCGAGGAAAUGCAGGCCGUUUUCGGUGGGGACGGGGUCCCGUCCACAGAUAAAGAUAAAUCCAUCACCACCACCACCACAGCCGAAAAGGGCCACGAGGUAGCCCAUGCGAACGAGAUCGAAGAUAAUCGGGCCGCGAGCACGUCAACCUCGAAAAGGGAAUGAUGAGAAUGGUGUAUGUUCUGCUAGGUUAUAUCUAGUGGUGGUAGUAGUAGCAGUAGUGACGAGCGAUAGCUCAUUAAUAUAAGGCGUCAAUACGGGGAAGAGAAUAUAGUAAUGGUACCCUCUCUUCAGUUGCUCACAUG
Messenger RNA from Aspergillus heteromorphus CBS 117.55, 1776 nucleotides. RefSeq names its product putative MFS sugar transporter. The coding region runs from base 89 to 1636 and encodes 515 amino acids. Gene Ontology annotation, cellular component: membrane. The record is from RefSeq and is a predicted model, not a curated record. NCBI's taxonomy places the organism in Eukaryota, Fungi, Ascomycota, Eurotiomycetes, Eurotiales, Aspergillaceae. Gene Ontology annotation, biological process: carbohydrate transport; transmembrane transport. The transcript has 3 exons. Gene Ontology annotation, molecular function: carbohydrate:proton symporter activity.